AUGGAUUCGAAAAUCGAGAAAGAACCCGAAAACGCGACGCGCAGAAGAGCGCAGACUGUCAGCUUCGGCUCGCUGGGUGAUUUUCCUUGGCAUUCUUCUCGAUCAGAGCCUCUCAUUCACGACGAUCUUCCACUCAUUCGUUGCACACCGACUCAACGCCGUCCAAUCUUUGAAUCCGGUCCAACAAGUGUUGAAGAAAUGGGCUCUCGGAAAGAAUCCGCAAAAAUGUUGACCAUUGAGGAACCACAAAAUGUGGUCGACAUUGAUGAACACGAUGAUGACGAAGAGGAUUUCGAUCAAACACCUAAAGAGUUGAUCUUGGUGCCGAAACGUCUCCGUUGCGCGGUCUCGUUUCGAGCUGAUGACACCGACAAAUGGGGUGCACAACAAAUGGACGCACAUGAGGAUUAUUCGUUGACGUUGAGGGAUCCAUCUGUUAAGGUGGAGCUUCUCGAGCGGUUGAACACCUUCCGCCGGAACAAGGAACUCUGCGAUGUUGUGCUUUUCGUCAAAGAACGCGAGAUUUAUGCGCAUAAGGUUGUGUUGGCGUCAGUCUCGCCGGCUCUCUGUGAUAUGUUUCUACGGGAUAACAGUGAACGGGCACGCUCUGGAUCGAAUGGCGGUGGCUCAACUCCUCCGGGUGUCUCCACUCCAACCUCCGGCGCUCCACCCCCACCCACAACAACCACAACCGUCAACGGCCAACAAAUGGCCUAUUUCGAGUUUGCUCAAACCGAUUACGAUUGUUUCCUCGCAUUGGUCAAUUAUGCUUACACCGCUUACCUCGAGAUCAGUAGCAAGAAGGUGGCCGAACUCUACAAGACAGCUUACGCUCUUCAAAUGACUCAUGUGGCGAAAGCUUGUGCCUCGUAUUUGGCUGAGAAUCUCUCCAUUCACAAUUGCAUUGGAAUCCGUCGUCAAGCCAACUUCAACAAAGAUACGAUUCUCGUUGACAAAGUCGACACGUACAUCACUGAGAAUUUCGCGCAAAUUGCUGAGGAAAGCUCCGAGUUUCCGCAAUUGUCCGUUGUCAAGACUCGUAUCAUCAUUCCACUUGACGAGAUGCAGAGUAAACGAUUUGGGCAAAGCUUGGCCGAGCGAACGCUGAAAUACUUUGAGAAUUAUAAAAGUCAACGAGGAGAGCACAAUAUUGAUCAAAUUGCGGCAAAGAGCCAUCUCCUCUACUUCGAGGCCGAUCACUUGGCUGAUUGUGCCGAUUUGGACGAUCGAUCGUCGGUCGGCAGCUGUGAUAUCAUUCAAGAUUAUAAGAAAAGCGGAAAGAAAACCGAUACGUCGCAACAGGCACUUGAGCUUCGAGCCGCUCCACCACAACACCGAGGCACUGGAGCGACAGCGGUACGACUGGACGCCUCGAGGGUUCCAAAUGACAAGUACGGCUCCACGGAAAGCCUUGACUCGGUGGGCAGCGGGGAAAGCGAUCCGGAGAACACGAUCAGCACGCGUCUCUUGGCCGUUCAUCAAACAUCUCCCGAUUACUGGAUGGCGUUGGUCAUUUUGUACCAUCGUCUCGUCGUUCUUUCCAUUCAAAUUACCGACGACGAGGAGCUGGGCGGAAAGAAUGGACCAAAGCAAAAUGGGAUCGAUGCUCAGAAGCAACACUUGUUGAACAAAUUGGUGUCAGCUGCAGGAGCACAGCGAAAACCGCUGCCGACAAUGGGCGGAGCAAGAGCCUCGACUGGAGCCGUUUUCCUUGAGGGGAAAAUUAUUGUCUGUGGUGGCUAUGAUCGUGGCGAGUGCUUGAAGAGUGUUGAGGAGUACGAUGUGGUGAAAGGAGCAUGGAAACAGUUGACACCAAUGAAUGAUGAAAGGGGACGAUUCGAUACAGCUGUCAUUAAGGGAAAGGUCUACGCGGUGGCCGGCUCAAACGGAAAUCACGAUCUGAAAACGAGUGAGGUGUUCGAUUCGAAAACUGGGAAAUGGAGUCCCAUCAAGAGUCUCCACAAAGCGAGAUCGCACAAUGGAUGUGCAGUGCUUGACGAUGUGCUGUACUGUGUCGGUGGAAGCAAUGAUCAAGUGGUGAUGAGGGACUGCGAAAAGUACGACGUGGACAGAGACGAAUGGACGGCAAUUCCACCAAUGGUCACCGGUCGAUAUCAAGCAGGCGUUGUUGCGUGGAAAGGGUUAUUAGUGGCUGUCGGUGGCUGUGAUCGAUGGGCAUGCAUUGACACGGUGGAAGCUUUCGAUCCAAAAGUCGGACAAUGGAGGGAAUUACCCAAAUUGAGGACACCGAGAAGGGGAUGUGCGGUGGCGGUGGUCAGAGAUAUCCUGUACAUCAUUGGUGGUCACGAUGGGACGAACUCGUUGUCAACAGUCGAGGUCCUCGAUCAUCCAAACGGUCAAUGGCGUGCCGGUCCGGUGUUGACGACGCCUCGAGCGAACACCCACGCCGUGGUUACCGCCGGCAAUGUAAUCUAUGUGAUUGGUGGAUUUAACGGAGUGCAAUUCCUCAACACUAUUGAGCUCCUGGAAAGUGAGAGUGUCGGCUGGUGCAACUAUCAGCAACAAUCGAUGGAUUUCACUUUAGCUGAAGAGGAAGAAGAGGGUGAUGGACUUGAAAGAGAUCGUUCACAGCAAAGAUCCACGGAGCAUUCACUCACUCCACCAACCACUCAACAAUCACAUCAAAUGACUCCUGUUAAGGCUAAA
This is a messenger RNA of Mesorhabditis belari, 2667 nucleotides long. The record is from the annotation of a GenBank genome assembly. NCBI's taxonomy places the organism in Eukaryota, Metazoa, Nematoda, Chromadorea, Rhabditida, Rhabditidae.